Messenger RNA from Camelina sativa (false flax), 2472 nucleotides. NCBI's taxonomy places the organism in Eukaryota, Viridiplantae, Streptophyta, Magnoliopsida, Brassicales, Brassicaceae. The record is from RefSeq and is a predicted model, not a curated record.
AUGGAUGACUCGAUCUCUCAGGAAGAAAUUAGGGAAGUUGAGAGAAAACUAAAAGAGGCUUAUAGGGAUGAGGAAAUAUAUUGGCAACAAAAGAGUAGCAAACUCUGGCUACGAGUGGGAGACAAAAAUACAAAAUAUUUUCAUGCAUCGACCAAGCAGAGGAGGGUACGGAAUAAGAUUGUUGGUUUAUAUGGUCCGAACAAUGUAUGGGACGAUACGCCCUUGGGAAUGGAGAGGAUUGCCUCAAAUUAUUUUGAGGAGCUUUUUAAAAGUUCUGAUGUAAGCAGUAUUUCAGAUAUACUUCAGGAGAUUUCACCUAUCAUUACGGAUAGUAUGAACCAAAGUUUAACUAGGAAAAUUACGGAGUCGGAGGUUCGGAAGGCAUUAUUUGCUAUGCACCCAGAGAAAUCUCCAGGUCCUGACGGUGGUUUUGAUCCUCGCCUUAAUGAGACUAAUAUUUGUCUCAUCCCUAAGGUGGAUCGACCACAACAGGUUCUAAUAGCGAAUUUUAAAAAGGCUGAACGCGAAAAGAAACUUACCGGAAUAUCGAUUGCUCGAGAUUGUCCGUCGAUCUCGCAUUUAUUGUUCGCUGAUGAUAGUCUGUUCUUUUGUAAGGCAGAGGAGUCUGAAUGUAAGGUGGUAAUGGAUAUUAUAGGUAAUUACGGGAAAGCGUCGGGACAAGAGGUGAAUUUAGAGAAAUCUUCUAUCAUGUUUGGUAAGAAAGUUCCGCCGGAUGUAAGAUCUCGGAUAAAAACAGUAAUUGGUAUUUCCAGUGAGGGAGGUAUGGGUUCUUAUUUGGGAAUACCUGAAAACCUUCAGGGUUCGAGGACUAACGUUUUCAGUUAUGUUAAUGAUCGUCUGGAUGAGCGAGUUAACGGUUGGUCGGCGAAGACCUUAUCGAAAGGGGGUAAAGAAAUUAUGAUCAAGCAUUCAACGACCAAACUUACGGGUGCCAUAUCAAAAUUCUGGUGGAAGUCUAAUGAUAAGGCUAGAGGCAUGCAUUGGGUAGCUUGGGAUAAAAUGUGUGAGGACAAAUGUGAUGGGGGUUUGGGUCUUCGUGCUUUGGAAGAAUUUAAUGAUGCAAUGUUGGCUAAGCAGUAUUGGAGACUGAUUCAUUACCCGAACUCUUUAAUGGCUCGGGUGAUGCGUGGUCGAUACUUCCUGAGAAAACAUCCAUUACGGGCAACUAAACCAUAUUCUCCAUCCUUUGCGUGGAGGAGUAUUUUUUCCGUUAAGGGACUAGUGGAACGAGGGGCACGGUGGAUAGUAGGUUCGGGUUGUGACAUAUUGGUAUGGCGGGAUCCUUGGAUACCCGAUCACCAGCCAAGACCAGCAAAUGGUAGGGGGAGAAUUCUACAUCCUAAUCUGAAGGUCAAUCAAUUAAUUAAUCCCCUUACGAUGGAUUGGCAUUUGCCCAUUCUAGAGGAGUAUAUGGAUCCAGCGGAUAUUCCGCUUAUACAGAGUUUGGCGGUUAGUAAGUCAUUUCGUUCGGAUAGACUGAUUUGGCAUUAUACUAAGUCUGGUAAGUAUUCCGUGAGUUCUGGUUAUAGGCUAGCACGAGAAUUACAGAAGGAAGCCGAAUUCGGGCCAACGUGCACAGUUUUACGGGCACAAGCUUGGAAACUUGAAGUCCCCUCAAAGGUUCAUCAUUUUUUCUGGCAGGUGACGUCUGGUAGUCUUCCUGUAAAGGAACGGAUCGCUCAUCGGGGUGUACGGUGUGAUGUUACGUGUCAACGGUGCGGCUCUGCGGUGGAGUCUAUUAAUCACGCUCUUUUUGAGUGUGUACGAUCCCGUUUGGCCUUAUCAAGCUCCGGGGGUUCGGGUAUUGGAUAUAUGUUGCCCUGGAUAUUAUGGACAAUUUGGAAAGAUAGGAAUAAAAAGGUUUUUCAAGGAGUUGAGGCUGAGCCAAUUGAUAUUAUAAAUCAGGCAUCAAACAAUAAACUUUUGUGGGAGGAGGCUAAGUCCUUCUCUGUGAACUCCUUGACUCCCCAGCCAGAUCCGGAGGAAAGGGUUAUUUCUGUUCGUUGUCAGGUUGAUGGUUCCUGGAAAGGUUCCGACCCUUUAGAGGGCUUGGGAUGGUGGUAUGGUACUCAUGAUGAUAGGACGCUACUUUUGGGAGCUCGCAGUCUUCGUCGUAGUCCCUCUUCCCUUCAUUCGGAGUUUAAUGCCUUGCUAUGGGCUAUGGAGUCUCUUCGUGCGGCGGGGAUUGAUUGUCAGAAUUUUGAGUCAGAUAGCGCUGAACUGGUGGCGAUGGUGCAGGCUCUGGAUGACUGGCCAGCAUUCUCGCAUUUAUUGGAAGAUUUCCAUUCCCUCAGAUCAUCUUACUCCUCCUUCACCCUGACCCAGAUUCCGCGAACGUCAAACAUCCGAGCAGACUGUCUUGCUCGCUCCUCUAGACCUUUAGCUUCUGAAUUUUCAUUUGUAAACUCUUUUGCUCCAGAUUGGGCGACUAACCUUGGAGUCACUUUUUAA